AUGACUUUCGUACCUCCGCCAGCGUCGAAUGGGAGGAAGAACAUCGUCAUCGUAGGCGGGAGUUAUGCCGGCCUCUGGGCCAUCAACCAGCUGACGGAGAAAACACACAAGACGCACCGCGUCAUCCUCAUCGAACAACACACCCACUACAACUACCUCUUCGCCUUUCCCCGCUUCGCCACAGUACCCGGCUACGAACACAAAGCCUUCAUCCCCUUCCGCGGACUCGUCAACCAGGAAAAAUUCCCCGGCGACCCGGUCGUCGUGUGCGCGAAGGUAGUGGACGUGAGGAGCGAUCGGGUCAUUGUCGAAAAGACGAUCGCGGAGGGUGAGGAGGGUGAGGGAAAGGAAGGGGAGAGGGAGGAGAUAGAGUUUGAGUAUCUUGUACUGUGUUCCGGGACCAAGUUGGUUCCGCCGGCGAAUGUGCCGACGAUGGGCAAGCCGGCGGGCAUUCAGUGGUUCAGGGAUCAUCAGGCGAAGGUGAAGAAUGCGGAGAAGGUCGUGCUUGUUGGUGCUGGUGCCGUUGGUGUCCAGAUGGCCGCUGACAUCAAAGACUAUUAUCCGAAUAAAUCGGUCACUCUGAUUCACUCGAGGACACACCUGAUGAACCGCUUCCACCCGAAGCUUCACGAGAUGGUCGCAGAGCGAUUCAAAGAGCUCGGCGUGGAAGUCAUCUUGAACGAUCGGGUCAAGAUUCCAGAAGGGGGUUUCCCAAGCGGCGGGCCUACGUUCGACGUCGAACUGUCAUCGGGCAGGAAGGUCCCCACAGAUUUCGUCAUCCCAACAAUAGGAAUGACCCCAAACUCAGCCUACAUGAAACACCUCACCCCUUCCUCGAUCCUGACCUCCCCCUGGGGCUUCAUCUCCAUCAAACCGACGCUGCAAAUCUCAGACCCGAAAUACCCACACAUCUUCGUCAUGGGCGAUAUCGCGAACACGACGCACCAGAAGGCGGCGCGGCCGGCGUAUUACCACGCGACGACCGUGGCGAACAAUAUCGGGAAGCUCAUUGAUGCACGGGCAGGGAAAGGGGAGAAGGAGGGAGAGGUGAAGUUGACGGAGUUGGAGGAGUAUCCGGCGGUGCCGACGGGGAUAUUGUUGAGUCAGGGGAUCACUCGGAGGCUGGACUUCUGGGACCCUGAGAAGGAAGGGGACGAGCCGAAGUACGAGUGGAAGUUGAACUCGCAGGAAAAUUAUGGGAUCGACGAUGUGUGGGCGAGGUGGGCCCCGGGGUUGACGGAUUACUGGGAGUAA
This is a messenger RNA of Stereum hirsutum FP-91666 SS1, 1254 nucleotides long. Its product is annotated as FAD/NAD-P-binding domain-containing protein. Bases 1 to 1254 code for a protein of 417 amino acids. NCBI's taxonomy places the organism in Eukaryota, Fungi, Basidiomycota, Agaricomycetes, Russulales, Stereaceae. The record is from RefSeq and is a predicted model, not a curated record. The transcript is spliced from 5 exons. Gene Ontology annotation, molecular function: flavin adenine dinucleotide binding; electron-transferring-flavoprotein dehydrogenase activity. Gene Ontology annotation, cellular component: cytoplasm.